AAAUUAGAUACAUAUAUUUAUAUAGGUCAACAUGAAACAUAUAGUGGAGGUGGUUAUAUAUAUGAAUUUCGUGGUCGUUUAUUAGAUCUUAAAAGUAAUUUAUCUAGACUUCAUCAAUUAGAAUGGAUUGAUGAUGAAACAAGAGCUAUUUUUAUUCAAUUAACUUUAUAUAAUCCAAAUGUCCAAUUAUUUACUUCAGCUACUUUUCUUGUUGAAUUUUUAUCAACCAGUUCAAUAUCUCCAACAAAAUUAGAAUUUUACUCUGUUUUAGUAUUUACAUCAGUUUUACAAUUAGUUUGUACAAUACUUUAUAUAAUUUUUAUUAUUUAUUUUAUAAUAAUCGAAAUUCGAUUAUUAUUUCAAUUAAAAUUAAAUUAUUUUUGUCAAUUUCGAUCAUUGAUUGAAUUAGGUAUUAUUGUCUGUUCAUUGCGAAAUGUUGUAGUUUAUUUAUGGCGUUUUCAAGAAUGUAAACGUAUAAGUCGUUCAUUUAAAGAAACAAAUGGAUAUGUUUAUAUUAAUUUAGAAUUUGCAGUUUAUGCAAAUGAUCUUUUAACAUUUUUUCUUAGUUUUUGUUGUUUUUUUGGUACAAUUAAAUUUAUUCAUCUAUUUCGUUUUAAUCGACGUUUAUCAUUAUUUACUGAAACACUUCGAUAUGCUAGAAGAGAACUUAUUUCAUUUUCUAUGAUGUUUUCAAUUGUAUUUAUGUCGUUUCUUAGUUUAUUUUAUUUAUUAUUUGUAUCACGAAUUUCAUCAUGUUCAAGUCUAUUAUCAAGUGCACAAAUGCUUUUUGAAAUGACAUUAAUGAAAUUUGAUACAAGUGAAUUAAUAGGAGCUGAUGUUGUUAUUGGUCCAUUAUGUUUUAGUAUAUUUAUUCUGUUAGUUGUAUUUGUAUGUUUGAGUAUGUUUAUUUCAAUUAUUAAUGAUAGUUUUCGAUAUGCUCGAGAAAAUCAGAUACAAGAUCAAGAUAUUUUAUCAUUUAUGCUAAAUAAUUUAUUACAUUGGAUAGGUAAAUAUGUUUAUUGAAAUUUUAUAACAAUUAUCCCUUCUAAUUUUAGGAAUAAAAAUGUCAAGUAGAUCACAAAUUGCAGAAGAACAAGAUUCUCGAAUUAGGGGUGGUACUUUACUUUUACUUUAUAAAAUAAAGAUAAAUGAAUCCUUUAUUCUUAAAAAAUAAAGGUAAAUGGA
This is a messenger RNA of Rotaria sordida, 1185 nucleotides long. NCBI's taxonomy places the organism in Eukaryota, Metazoa, Rotifera, Eurotatoria, Philodinida, Philodinidae. The record is from the annotation of a GenBank genome assembly.